Molecule: messenger RNA, 6541 nt
Organism: Bicyclus anynana (squinting bush brown)
Lineage: Eukaryota; Metazoa; Arthropoda; Insecta; Lepidoptera; Nymphalidae
Product: zinc finger CCHC domain-containing protein 8
Exons: 7
Coding region: 167-2842 (891 amino acids)
Cellular component (GO): catalytic step 2 spliceosome
Molecular function (GO): RNA binding
Source: RefSeq, a predicted model, not a curated record
ACGUCAACGUCAAUUUGAUUUGUCAAAAACUUCAACGAAAAUUCCUAUAAAUUAAUAAUAUUUGUCUCAUCUUUCACAAACUAAAAUUCUUAGAAUUUCUAAUUCUAAGAACAAGAAUGAAUAAUUGUUAUAGAUCAAGUGUUUAUUUGAUUUCCAUUUAAUAACAAUGGCAAAGAGAAAAGCGGGCUUGAAGAAUAUCAUUUAUGAAUUGGACAAUGAUGAUAUUGAAUUGAGUAGUGAUGAUGAAGCUAAAGAGACAAAAGUGGGACGGUUUGAAACUGAUAAGCAGAAGAAACAGCUUCCACAUGUAACCAACAAAGAAGAAAAUGUAGUAAAAACGCAUGAAAUCAUAAACUUAGAUUGUUCGAGUGACAGUAUUUGCAGUUUGAUUUCGCCCAACAAUACCCAUAUUGGAGGGAAAACUACAGAAACGGACAGUAACCAAACAAGUUAUUGUCAAAAUGAAAUCAAUGUCGACGAUUCAGAAAUACAAUUUAAAGAUUUACAAAAUAGCACUGUUUUAUUCAAAGAUCAUAAUAUUGUUGUUGAUUCUCCAUCUAACAGUGAUUUAGGUGUUGUAGGAUGCGAAAAUAGGGCUCCCCUAGUGACUGUGCGUUUUAGAGAUAGAGAAUUAGCUUGCAAAUACAAAAAACUGGUUAGGGAAUUUUUAAUUGACUUAUUGAAAUCACAGCAACAACAGUACAAAAAUGAAAAUUUCAAUUCAAAUGGAGAUUCUGACGUUGAGAUUGACAUUUGGCCGGAGGAGUUAUAUCAGGAAGGUUUCGGCAAAAUUGAAGAAGAUUGCGAUGACUUCAGCAAAGAUGAAGCGGUUACAGAGUUUGAUAAUAUAUCUGAGGAAGAUUUUGACAAAAUUAAAAAAGUUAAUGAUGACUUCAGCAAAAAUGAAGAGGUUACAGAGUUUGAUAAUGUAUCUGAGGUUGAUGACAGUAUGUUCUUUGUUGAUACAGCACCUUCCGAUGAAGCUCAUUCUGACAUACCAAAAUAUAGUAAAAAUUCCAGUUUAAUAACCAACAUUGUUGAAGAAGAAACUGCAUCUCCGACUGCACUCCGCAAGGGACCAAUUUGUUUUAACUGCGACGGGGAACAUCCACUCAGAGACUGUAAACUGCCAAGGAAUCAUAAUAAAAUAGCUGCCAGUAGAAAAAAUAUUGGUCCCAGAGUAGGUCGAUACCAUGUUGAAGAUGAGCAGAAAUAUGGCCAUUUAGUACCAGGCAGGAUAUCAGGAAACUUGAGGCAUGCAUUGGGUCUCAUGAGAAAUGAACUGCCACUGCACAUCUACCGUAUGAGGCUACUAGGCUAUCCUCCAGGAUGGCUUGAAGAAGCCAAGAUAUCUCACUCUGGGAUCACACUUUUUGAUUCUACUGGAAAUGCUACGCAGGACCCAGAGGAAGAGGACGGUGAAAUUUGUCAACCAGGAUCCAAAGAUAAGUUUGACAUUAAGAAGAUUUUAGACUUCCCUGGUUAUAAUGUUCCAGCCAGUUCAAGAUACAUUGAGGAAAGUCAUUUAUUUGGCUUACCCCCAAUGUCACAGCAAGAUAGUAAAAUGGAAAUGUUGCAAGCACUCGCACCAAAUGCCAUGCAGGCUUAUAAACGCAAGAAAUUAACAUUAUUCCCGUCAGCCAAUCAAAACUCUUUACUAGAGGGACAGGCUGAAAUGGAACUUGACAGUGGAGAUGAAAUAGCUGAAUUCCCAUCGAUACCACCACUACCCGAUGAAGCGCCGCCACCGCCGCCUCCGCCGCCGCCUACACCACCACCAGAUGACACACCUUUACCAGUAAACUCCGACAAAUCAAACAAAUUACCUGACAAAAGUAAAACUACAAAUAAUAGCAUUAAAAAGGAAUCCAAUAAAGAUUUAGUAAAAACAAAAGAAAAUUCGACAAAUGCAAAGAGAAAAUUUGAUGGUAAUGAAGUUGAUUUGGCAACUUCAAGUGAUGAUGAGUUAGAAGUAAUUGAGGUGUUACAAGUCCCUGAUAUUCCGAUACCUAAAGUUGAUGAACUCAUAUCUAUUGAUGUGGAUGACGACAAGUCACAGCUUAGUAGUGGACCCGACAGCCCGAGUCUGGUUGCAUUAGAAGAAAGAAAAAGACGACUUCUUGACGCUCUAAUAGUUGACGAUGAUCUCAGCAUGGAGUAUAUUGUACUUGACGAAACAUUUUCGGACAACACUGACAAUGUCGAUACUAUAAGUAAGGCUGAAACUAUUGAUGAAACAGAAACAGAAGAUGAAGGUCCCAAGGAAAUGGAUAAAGAAACAGAAAUGCAGAACAUUAGUAUAACAGAUUCAGAGAAAUGUUCAAAAAUUGAUAUUGAUGACACUUUGUCAUUGAGUGAUGAUUCGAAAACAGUCGAAGCAAAAAAAACUGAGCCUCAAAAGUCUUCAAUUGAAAAUGAAGAUAAAAGUACUAAAAUAGAAGAGUUGUCUGUAAUUGUAGAGGACGUGAAUACAAAUGUUGAAAAGUCUUCCACUUCAAACAAAGCUAUUAUGAAUAAUGUAGUAAAUAAGUCUGCCAUUGUUAAUGAACUUAAAGAAACAGAACUGGAAGGAGAAAAAGGGGAAGUUAACAAGGAGUCUGUGAGUAAAGAGGUCAAUACAACAGAUUCAAAAACAGGUACUGUAAAAAAUACCUUAUAUGGUACACCUGUCCUCAAUGUCGCGUCUCCUUUUGUUAAAUUACCUAGUGACGACAAGUUUGCUAAGGACAUAAGUGAUGUCAUACACUUUGAAAAUCUCCCGAAUUCAACAGGUAAGUUUAAACAAAUCAGCAGUUUGCUCAAACGGGUUAAAUCUGAAGUAGACAGGAUACAGGAUUCAUGAUUAGAAGAAACCGCCAUUUUAUAAAUGUUGUAUAAAUAAGGUAUCAAUGUUUUAAAAUUAAAAUUACUUUUAUCGGCCCAUACCAAACAUUAAAAAUAAAUAGGCGUCACGUAAAACACAGUCGAUGAGAUUUUCAAGUAAUUAGGCGAUGGAUAAAAGCAAGUGUAUUAAUUUUGUCAGAUAAACACUUCUAACACUGCUCUUUUACAAAAAAAAAGGUGAUAAGGAAAUAAAUACUAAGAAGUCAAAAAACUAAAGCUCUUGAAAUUUUUAUAAUUCCUUACAAUAUAUGAUAGUUUUUGGAUAAUAAUUUGAGAAUAUAAGACCCAGAUAUAGCUUUUGUAUAAAUAAGGUAUCAAUGUUUUAAAAUUAAAAUUACUUUUAUCGGUCCAUACAGAACAUUAAAAAGAAAUAGGCGUCACGUAAAACACAGUCGAUGAGUUUUUCAAGUAAUUAGGCAAUGGAUAAAAGCAAGUGUAUUAAUUUUGUCAGAUAAACACUUCUAACACUGCUCUUUUACAAAAAAAAAGGUGAUAAGGAAAUAAAUACUAAGAAGACAAAAAACUGAAGCUCUUGAAAUUUUUAUAUUUCCUUACAAGAUAUUAUAUGAUUGUUUUCGAAUAAUAAUUUGAGAAUAAGACCUAGAUAUAGCUUUUUUCUGAACUCGUCUAAGGCAAUAGUUAAGUUUAGAUAUGGAAGGAGAGCUCCGCCAUAUCACUCUCCAAGCUGUUAUUUUCCAUGGUUAUUAUAUUACAUACAACCUAGGUCGCUGGAUUAUUAUGUUUUGUACACUGCGCAACCAUACGCCUCGUUUUCAGAGUCGUAAGAAACAGGUGUUUGGCGUAAACUAAGACAUAGUGACAAUAACUAAUAUCACUCAAGUUAUGCUCAUUAUUAUAUAAAUCAUGAGAGUUUAAGGAAAACUUUCGUGCCUUGUAGUUUUUCCUUUACAUUGUACAUAUUUCACUAGUUAAAUCACUUUUCUGUACUUGAUAUUUUUGCUAUCAUUGUUAUUUUUUUGUUAAAUUAUUAUAAUAUUUAACUUGGUAGCUAUUAUGUAAAAGAUUUUCCCGUUCCCAUGGGAAAAUGCAUUUCAGGGUGUUACAUACUCAAAUGAACUGUAUAAUAAUGCAGUUAUUUCUAUAUCGACGUUGUUAUUUAUGUGACGCGCCUUUUUAUACCAGAUAUUUGAUUGAUCAUAAUCAGUAGACAAAAAAUGCAUUAGGAAAAACUGUACAGUUCUUAGUUUGGCCUACACACAGAUGUUUAAUCAAUCAAAUCAAAAAUCAUUUAUUUCAAGUAGGCUCAGUUUACAAGCACUUUUGACACGUCAGUUGACUAUUUGUAAAGAUUCUACCACCGGUUCGGAAGGCAGGUCCUGCUGAGAAGAUACCGGCAAGAAACUCAACAGUUGCUCUUUUGAAAAAGUCAUACAGUAUUAUAAUUUACAAUUGAUAACAAUUACUGUUUACAUUUGUUAUAGUUUUACUUCCUGUGUGAAGGUUCCUUAAAUUAUUUUUGCCUGGCAUCCCAAGCAUAUUCCCAUAUUUUCAUGUGCGUUGUGUAUGUCGAUACGGUGUGAUUUUGUCGUAAUUUUUCAGUGUGACGUCACACAUCCUUUAUAAUUUUUUUCAUUAAGUUACAAACUAUCAGGCACAUGUGAACGUCAGGUAAAAACAAUUUACAUAUAAAUACUUAUUUAAACCCAAUUCAGAUUUUAUGUUACCAAGCUGUACAUUAAUGCUUGAUAUUAAAUAAUAUUUUUGUACUGAAUGUUGUAAUAUACAAGUACAAACUAUACCAAACGUGGUAUUUUUGAAAAAAUAAAAUAAAUAUCAAAACUAUAUUAUACAUUUAUUUUCGUUAUUGUGAUUUAUUGCAAACUGCACAAGAGCGACUGACGUGGAAAUGUUUUUUUUUUUUAGAUAAAAAUAAAACAAUCGAAAUAAGUGUCACAAUAAUCUUUAUUUCUUUGCAUAAAUAUAAUACAAUAUUGAAUGUCAUGGCUAAAUCUACGUGUAAGCAUUUGCAACUGAGUGACAAUUUAAUAAUAAUCAUAUUAUUUAUAUUUAACCUCAAACCCAAACAAAAUAUCAAAUGGAAACGCUAAAAACUAGUGGAAUAUCACAUAUCAGGCUGGAUACAAAUAAAGCUAGCCAUGUUGCAAAAACAUAUGUGUUUGCUGACAAAGUAGCAACUUCACAGAAUAAAAAUAAAUACAUUAUAUUAUGUACAUAAAAAUAUAGUGGAGAUUUGAUUUUUUGGAUCUGGGGCGCCAACUAACAUGCGACCACGGGAUGAGAAAUGGACAAAAUAUCUAAUGGCGACGAAGUUGUUCCAGUACCAUCUUUUUCUCGCCAUUGGUUGAAGUUCAUUUAUUUCUCUUCACGAUUAUUUCGUUGGUCGCAACGAAAUUUAGUAGAUAUGUUACAUGCCUAUAAAAUCACAGCAAAAAGUGAUCCGAUUUUAGCUACUUCACUGAGCGCAUACAUGAUCAAUUUUGAGUUUAAUACCUUUAUAUAUUUAUGUAUUAUUUAUUUAAAUAACUUUCGUUUGUUUACUAUGCGCUCAAUGAAAUUAAGACAAUUAGCUUUUGUUCGCCUCAGUUUUGACGUUGUUAUAAAACCUUUGGUUGGUCGCACGUUAGCGCCGCUGUUAUAAAUAAGCAUUGAACCCAGAGAUGAGAACCAUGUAAGUUCUUCGCUUAAUCGCGUCUUAUUAAACUAUAAUAAUUUUUUUUCAUGGAGAAAAACUGCUAUACUCCGCGCCUCGAAACAAGUCCCGUAGACAUGGCGCUUAUUUAUGUCUUAAUGGCGCUCAUUGACAUUUGGUAAUGGCGGUCUUAUUGUCAUUUGUGUACGGCGAUGUUAAUUUCAGUUCAGAUUUUAGCGAGACUUCUUUUGUGGCGCGGAGUCUAGUAUUUUGUAUGGAACUUGCAGUUGAUCCACAUAAAGCCGUCCAAAAACAGAUGUGUAUUCGUUUAAGGUGGUAAGUCAAAUGUUCUGAUGAUACUAUUGAGAUCUUGACAGCAUUAAAGUGUUUUUCAGAUAGCAUUGGUACGGUGACAGUUCGUUUCACUCUUUGAAAGUUUGGCGCGAUUUACGAUAACAGUACUUAUUAUGAACGUCAUACAGGCGACAGACACCAUACCCACCAAUACCCAUGCUAACUGAAAACACUUUAGUAUAGCAGUAAUUCCCCGCCGUUUCAAUUCAGUGAUAAAUACUACUAUUGAAUUGUACCAUAAGGAAAAAAUAACUACAACACAUAUAACCCUUCUAACUCAAACACGAAUUUAACAGAUCAUUUGUUUUUUAGUUUUGACUAUAAUCAAAAUUCCAAGCUAUUUAAUUUUAUAGUUCUAAAAAUAGCAUGAAAUUGAAAUUUUUAUCACAGAAAUUUAACAUAAUUAAACAAAUUAAUCUGAAUAUUAGCCACUAAUAUUUCAAUAUCAAAUUCAUAUAAAGAGCUACUUUGCCAAUCAUUGUCCACAAUAACUUAUACAUUUAAAUAAAUAAUAAUGAUAAUAAAUGUCAUUUAUAGUUUUGUUACUCAAUUGUCGUGAGUAUUGUUAUAAAGGUCUUUUUAACGCUUUCUAAGCUAAAAUGUGAUGUAAUCAAAAUAAGAGUAAUUUUUAGAUAAAUUACCCACUUUUUUGUAAGAUUUUCCAGAUUUAUGUACCAUCGAUAUCCUACCUAC